Acanthopagrus latus (yellowfin seabream) is the source of this 2084-nucleotide messenger RNA. It is a transcript of the gene eif2d, whose product is annotated as eukaryotic translation initiation factor 2D. Gene Ontology annotation, biological process: formation of translation preinitiation complex; translational initiation. NCBI's taxonomy places the organism in Eukaryota, Metazoa, Chordata, Actinopteri, Spariformes, Sparidae. Bases 210 to 2006 code for a protein of 598 amino acids. The record is from RefSeq and is a predicted model, not a curated record. The transcript has 15 exons. Gene Ontology annotation, molecular function: translation initiation factor activity; RNA binding.
CGGUGAUGUUUCACGUCGGAAAUAAAUAUAUCACGGACCAUCAUACCCAACGAGGAAGAACAGCUGAUUAUUGUGAAGCAAAUACAAGGAAAACAUUAAGCUAUACUGCCAGUGUGGUGGCGUUUCUGUGGCUGUUAUUAUGAAAACAGUUACAUUAUCUCCGAGGCAGACAUUGAAUUCGUCGCAGUAGUUGUCGAUUCUCUGAGAAGAUGUUUGCCAGACCGUUCCGUGUUAAAUCCAACACGGCAAUCAAAGGCUCAGACAGGAGAAAACUCAAAGCCGACAUAUCUGCAGCUUUUCCGUCACUGUCUGCUGACGAUGUGUCUGAGCUGGUCCCUAACAAAGAGGAAUUAAAUGUAGUGAAGGUUUACGCACAUAAAGGAGAUGCUGUGACACUUUAUGUUCUUCACAAAAAUCCACUGUUCUUUGAACUGGAGAAACGGCUCUAUCCUACAGUGUAUGUGCUUUGGCGUUACCCUAAUCUCCUGCCGACAUUCAGGACAUGGACACCUGUGCUUCAGAAGUUAAUUGGAGGAGCAGAUCUCAUGCUGCCAGGUGUGGUGGUGUCUUCAGGUGGUCUCCCAGAUGUGAAUCAGGGCAGCUGCUGUGCUGUUACAGUGGUGAACAAUAGAGCUCCUGUUGCAGUUGGCACUGCUGCAGUAUCCACUGCAGAGAUGCGCAGCUUGGGUAUGAAAGGGAGAGGAGUGUGUGUUGUCCACACGUACAUGGAUAACCUCUGGGCAUUUGGAGACAAGUCAGGUCCUCCAUCUUUACCGGAUGCAGAGAGCGCGGAGCAAGGGGUGAAUGGAGAGGAAUGUAAUUUUGAUGAGGAAGAGGUGGAGGAGGAGGAGGAGGAGGAGGAGGUCAAGAAGUGUGUGGAGGAGGAACAUAGUUCCUGUGACACGGCGACGGAUCAAGCCUGUUCUGGUCUUGAGGAGCUGAGUUUGGCAGAGCAAGCGGAGGAGAAGGGUGAAAAGAGCAUUGAGGAAGAGGAGGGGAGCCAGGAUGACCCGAAGCAUCCACAAGAGAUAAUGGACGCCCUGCUGUUUCAGUGUUUCCUCCAUGCUCUCAAGAGCAAGGUGAAGAAGUCAGAGCUCCCUCUGCUGACCAGUACUUUUCUCCGCAACCACAUGUUCUCCUGCUGCCCGAGUGGAAAACAACUUGAUAUCAAGAAAUCCAGCUACAAAAAGUUGUCAAAGUUCCUACAGGCCAUGCAGCAGCAGCAUAACCUUGUGCGUGUAAAAGAACUGACCAAGGGUGUGGAGAGCAUUGUGGAGGUGGACUGGAAAAAUCAAGCACUGCGUUCCUUCAGCGCUCCUGAGGGGAUAGAUGAUGAAGCAGCUCCGAUGCAGGAUGGAGGGGAAGGAGAAGCUCCAUACUAUCCACCUGAGAUAACAACUCUGUACUCCGUGUCAGCUCGCCUGGGGCCCCUCUUUCUGGAGGCAAACAAGAGGAAAGGAGCCGUACUGCAGCCUGCUGAAGUGAGAAGUAUUGUCACAGAAUAUGUGAAGAAUAAUGAACUGGUGGACGAAAAUAAUAAGAAUUACGUGACUAUAAACCCGACUCUGUGUGACUGCUUGCUGGAGAAAUCAGAGUACCAGGAGGUUCAGUCUCUCAAGUGGGAUGACCUCUUCAGCAGGACACUGGGACGAAUGCAGGAGUGUUAUCAAGUUGUAUUCCCCGGACUGGCACCUGUAACAAGGAAGGGCCACAUUGAGCCCAUUGACAUCUCUGUGGCUUCUCGUGGCUCCAAUAAGAAGGUCACGCUUAUAAAGAACCUUGAGGUGUAUGGUUUGGAUCCUGCAGUAGUAGCCACGGCUUUGCAGCGCAGAGUCCAGGCCAGCUCCGUCUUACAGCCCAUCCCAGGGUCGAAGGACAAAGUCCUGGUCCAGAUCCAAGGCAACCAGAUUCAUCAAGUCGGCAAUUUGCUGCUAGAUCAUUAUCGAAUUCCUCGCAAGUACAUCCAAGGACUAGAAAAAGCUCCCAAAGGUGGCAAGAAGAAGUAGCAUAUUAACCAACUAUUUACUGAAUGAAAACAGAACAGCAACGGGUGUAAUAAAGUUAAUUCACUGUCAUCAUCUCAA